Messenger RNA from Tympanuchus pallidicinctus (lesser prairie-chicken), 4145 nucleotides. RefSeq names its product PHD finger protein 7-like. The coding region runs from base 2474 to 4093 and encodes 539 amino acids. The record is from RefSeq and is a predicted model, not a curated record. Gene Ontology annotation, cellular component: nucleus. The transcript has 9 exons. Lineage: Eukaryota; Metazoa; Chordata; Aves; Galliformes; Phasianidae.
CCUACUCGGGGUCGGCCUCGGCCCGCUGCUCCGAUGGAGCUGAGGCUUUGUGUUUGUGCCAUGCUGUUAGAACAGUGCCUACAGAAGCCGGCCCUCGGCAUGUCCCUGCUAUGUCUCUUCCCUUUCAUCGUUACUCAGGUUAAUGACAUGUUGUGAAGUUUUAGUGCGGGCUGUUUGCAGGUCUGUACUCUGACAGUCGGCAGGUACAACAUCUCUAAGUUACAGCAGGGGCACCUCUGCUCAAGAAGAAGCAGAAUGUUCUGGCUAAAAUAUGUCCAGGAAUGGGAGUUGUGUCUUCUUGCCUCUACCCCCAGGCUUUAGCUAAUGGCACACGUGGCCUCCUGCAUGGCUUUGUCAGGAGGAAAGGUUUUGCUUCCCAGUUCACCUGUUCUUUCCACUUGACUUCUCUGAGGGUGCAGCCCAGCAGAUGUAAAAGAUGCCUCUCAAACAGAAGAAUGCUCUGUGCCAUCUCUGCAGCCCUGUGCAUAAAGGUGGCAGGGCUUGCUUGGUGGGUCCCUGCUGUGUCACAGGUGGAAGCAAGACAAAGGGUGAUACUUAACAGACUUGGUGGAACCCUGAGGGCCCCGGGGAGGGCUGUCCCUUGGUGUUUUCCUUUGUUAUCUUUUGGCACCGAAGCCUCACCUGACUGCAGGUGUGGUUUCCAAGAUAGUAUUAUGCUCUCCUGUCACCAAAUUCCAUUCUUAUAUGACACCUGUCUCUCUAAAAUACUUUUCAGCUUAUCAGCCCACUGGGCAGAAUAUUAGUUCCCAUCGUAAACUGUGUGGCUAUACAGCUGCAGAGGGACUACAGAUGUGCACACAUUGUUUCAAAGCCCCUGUGCUAACCUGCUGAUGCCUACUGCAAGUCUUAAAUUUGCACCACAGAACAUGCAAUGGUCUGUACUCCAGUGUCUGCCCUCUCUAUGAGGAGGGGAGCUCAGUCCCCAGUGCUCCUCCACCACUUUGCGAAAUACUGGUGAUAUGCAUUGACAGUCAGGACUUUGGAAUCCAGCUGCAUUCACCCCUGGGAAGGACACAGGGACACCCUCGCACAGGACACAGGGUAGCUGUCAGGAAUUAAAUAGGGGAGGCAUUAUUUUUGGAGUGACCUACCUAAAUUUCUAGUAAUUCAGUACCCACAUGCUGAUGAUAAGGACUUGCUAACACAAAGUACAAAUGAUGAGGAAAAGAUGCGAGUGGUGCUCCAGAGGAGUCCGGGCUGAUGGCAGUGGGGAAGAAGCGCUGAUCUGCUUGAGGGCCCUACAGGGGGGUCGGGAUGGCUGCAUGGAUGGGCUGAGCACAACUGGAUCAGGCCCAAGAAGACCAAGUGCUGGCUGCUGCUCUUUGGCCACGAUAACCCCAGGCAGCACCACAGCGCUGCAGCACCAUGCCCAGGUGCCCAAGAAGGCCAAGGGCAUCCUGGUUUGUAGCAGAAAUGCUGCAGCCAGCAGGAGCAGGGAGGUGAUCGUGCCCCUGUAGACAGCACUGGUGAGGCCUCACCUCAAGUGCUGUAUUCUGUUCCAGGCCCCUCACUACAAGAAAGACGUGGAGGCCCUGCAGUGGGUCCAUGGAAGGGCAAUGGGGCAGGAAAAGGUCUGGAACAAAAGUCCCAUGAGGAGCGGCAGAGUGAACUGGGAUUGUUGAGUCCGGAGGAGGCCGUAUAACUCCCUGUAAGGAGGUUGUAGUGAGGUGGGGGUCAGCCUCUUCUCCCACGUAGCAGCGAUGGGAUGAGAGGGAAUGGCCUCAAGUUGAGCCAGGGGAGGUCCCCGAUGGAUACCAGGAAGAACAUCUCUGCUGAAAGAGCGGUCAGGCACUGGCACAACUGCCCAGGAGCUGGGGGAGUCAGUGUCCAUGGAGGUGUUCCUGAACCACGGGGAUGUGGCACUGAGGGACGUGGGCUGCUGGGCGGUGGGACUUGGUGAUCUUAGAGGUCUUUGGCAACCAUAGAUUCUGUGAUUCUGUGAAUCGAGUCAUUUAUUGUAACCAGAGGUAAUCAGCAGCGAACAACCAAAAAGUAAAGCCUCGAGAACAUCAUGGAAACACGUAAAGGCUUGACUGGGAUACUGAUGGCAGCGUUCAGGUGGGGCCAGAAGGGUGGACAUGUCACCCAGUGCCUUCAGCAGCACCAACAAGCCGGGUUCCAGUGGCGCUGCAUCGGCACCAGGCCCCUCGCUCUGGGCUGGCUGCAAGAGCCACCACCCUCCUGCUUGGGUGCCCUCAGCCCCUGUGAGGUGUGAUGACAUCACAGAGGGUGGCACAGAAUGGCCAUUGAGACACACGGGGUGUGAAGCUGAGCUAAGGCUGUGGGGCUCAGGCCAAGCUCAGUGCAACCUGGUGAGGUGAGCAGAGAGGAAGGGGCUGCCUGAGGCUGCCAAGCGAGGAGUGUUCCCCAGUGCUCGGGGGCCUGAGCUGUGAACUCAGCCUCAUCCCGCUUCUCCCAUUGGUUGGCACGUGGAGGACAAAGCCCAUCAGUGAUGGGACAGGGACUCUGCAAGUGGUUUCCGUCAAUACGCACAGUGUGCGUGGGGACGCAGGAGGCCACCGGCUCGAGGGAGCCAGCAUGUGUGCUGUGUGGCCGAGUGGAUAAUGACUCCAGCAUCCUUGGGUGCAAAGAAGAGCACAGUGGAUACUAUUUCCAUAUGUAUUGUGUGAAAGCUGCCAAUGAUCUUUGUCAACCAGGAUCAGAUAGCGACAGUGCAAGAUUUUAUUUACACGACCUGAUAAGCACAGUGAGACAGGCAGAGAAGAAGCUCUGCUUCAUUUGUGGCAAGAGGGGGGCCUUCAUCACCUGCGCGGAGCCAGACUGUAACCGCAGCUUCCAUCUCCCCUGUGCCUCAGAGGGUGAAUAUAUCACCCAGUACUUUGGAGAGUUCAGGUCCUUCUGCUGUGAGCACUGCCCGCAGCAGGCAGUGGAGGCAGUGCCGGAGCAGGACACGACCUGCAUCAUCUGCAUGGACCCCGUAGGUGACAGCAAGUCGUACAGCACCAUGGUGUGCCCGUCUUGCCAACACGCCUGGUUCCACCGGGCGUGCAUCCAGGAGCAGGCCCUGUGCGCAGGGAUUGACUGCUUCCAGUGCUCCCUCUGCAGAGACAGGGACUAUUUUAUUGCAGACAUGCUCACCAUGGGGAUCCGAAUCCCACUCAGAAGACCAACAUGGGAGGACAAUGAUGCCUUUGCAUCCCUGGGAGUUAGGCACCAGCACUGUGAUGCCACUGACUGCCUUAAUCCACACGGCAGAGAUUGGGAAGAGGAAGAAGGGCCCUGGGAGCUGCUCCUCUGCAGCUCCUGUGCUGCACAAGGGACUCAUCGGCGCUGUUCCUACCUGAGUCACAGCACAGCCGAGUGGGAGUGCAACACCUGUGCUGGAGAGGGCAUCGACUCCAACACAAAUUUGGACAGUGCUGGACUCAGCACCAUCACCCAACAGGAACCAGGGCCAUCCCAAGGUUCCAGCACCACCAGCCAGGCACCAUCAGGGUCAGCUGACUGUUCCCAUGUGCCUGCGAGCAGCGGCCGGUCCAGCCAGCACAGGAUGGGCCGGAGAAGAGUCCGCCCGCAUUUAUGCCGGGAGGAGAACACCUACAGUCAGCCCCGAGGACGCCGUGGGAGCUGCCGUAAUGCUGCCCCGAUUGCUGGGAGCAGCUCCCUAAACUCUGCCAGCUGUAGGACAUCAGAGUCCUCGAGGCACUCCCCAGAACUUGGCUACAACCGCUGGUGCAGACAGGGACAGCGGGCCCGGACACAAAGCCGCUCUCCGUUGCAGCGCCGGGCCCAAGGUUCUCCAAGCCAGCCCCAAACACGCCGUGGGAGCAGACAGGCACCAACACCAAGUGCUGAGAGCUGCACCCACAGCUACACCACACCGAGAGCACCGCGGUCCUCAGGGGAUUCCACAGCGGCUGAUGGAAGCCGGUCCCGGCAGCCAAGGCGGGCGCGGACUCGAAGCCACUCCCCUCUUGAACAUCGGGCUGCAGAGAUCCACAGCCAGCCCCGAAAUCGCCGCAGGAGCCAAUCCAGGCGGCGAGGGCCACCCCAGGGGAGAAACUGCUCCCGGGUACCACGUCGGGCCCAGCACAUCCACAGCCGGCCCUAAUGAUGCAACGGAAACAGUUGUGUAAAAGCUCCAUUUGCUGUCAUCAGAUCCA